CUGAACGCUAUAUCGAGUCUCUGGCCUGCUUGGGCCGUCCGUAUCUGCCGCAGGCAUCCGCUCAACUUUGAAUAUCGUCCGCCGGGACUGCAGCUUGAUCGCAAUGGGUCUCCUCUUCCUCGGAACGCCUCUUCAAUGGGAUGAGGCCAAGCAGUAUGCCGAUCAUGUCAGGACCCACGGGAUCACUCAGUUCCUGAACAUCUGGGAUCGUCUCAAGGAUAGGUACGGAGACGAGCUGCUUUGGGGGGACGAGAUCGAGUACAUGGUCGCCGCCUUCGACGAUCAAGAAAAGAACGUUAAGCUCUCCCUCCGUCAGACUGAGAUCCUCGCGAAGCUGCAGUCCAUCGUGAACGACAUCGCGUCCGAUCGCAGCGAGACUCGCUCUGUGCCCACCUUCCAUCCGGAGUAUGGACGGUUCAUGCUCGAGUCGACUCCAGGAUCGCCGUACACAGGCGAGAUCCGCGACCUGCUGGCGGUGGAGAGCAACAUGCGCUAUCGCCGCCACCUCGCGCGCAAGCACCUAAAGUCUACCGAAGUGCCGUUCACAAUGACGUCGUUUCCGCGCCUCGGGAUUCCUGGCGUCUUCACCGAACCGUAUUUCGACCCUGCGGAUGCCGUGUCAAGCCAUAGCCUUUUCCUACCUGAGGAGAUCACAAACCCCCAUGCACGUUUCCCCACCCUCACGGCUAACAUCCGGCGGAGACGAGGCUCGAAGGUGGCGAUCAAUCUGCCGCUGUUCAUUGACGACCGUACCCCGAGGCCAUUUGUGGAUCGGACGAUUCCGUGGCAGAGGAACAUCUAUCCGGAAGAUCCAGAGGCGAAGAAUGGCGCUGCGCUUCUAGACCAUAUCUACAUGGACGCGAUGGGAUUCGGCAUGGGGUGUAGCUGUCUGCAGCUCACAUUCCAAGCAUGUAACAUCACCGAGGCGAGGAGGUUAUACGAUGCACUCGUACCCGUUGCCCCGCUCCUGCUCGCGUUAAGCGCGGCAAGUCCGCUCUGGAGAGGCUACAUCGCAGAUGUCGACUGCAGAUGGGACGUCGUCUCGGGCAGUGUUGAUGACCGAACCGAAGAGGAACGUGGACUUAAGCCUUUGAAAGAGAGCCGCUUCAAGAUUCCCAAAUCACGCUACGCAAGCGUGAGCUUAUACAUUUCAGAGUAUUGGAUGAACCAGCCGGCAUAUAAUGAUAUAGACGCGCCCCAUGACCCAGCCAUUUUUGAACGGCUUCGCAAUCAUGGCGUUGACGAGUUGCUUUCACGACACAUUGCGCAUUUAUUUAUUCGAGAUCCACUUGUAAUAUUCUCCGAGACGAUACACCAAGACGACACGACAAGUAAUGAUCACUUCGAGAACAUACAAUCCACCAACUGGCAGACACUUCGUUUCAAGCCGCCUCCGCCGAACUCGCCGAUUGGAUGGCGGGUUGAGUUCCGGCCAAUGGAAGUUCAGAUCACGGACUUUGAGAAUGCCGCGUUCGCUGUUUUCAUCGUUCUGCUAUCGCGCGCUAUGCUGCACUUCAACCUCAACCUGUAUAUCCCGAUCUCCAAGGUGGACGAGAACAUGGCGCGGGCGCAGCGACGGGACGCCGUUCGGUCCGAAAAGUUCUUCUUCCGCAAGGACGUCUUCCCUUCAGCGUCCUCCCGCCCGUCCAGCGUGGCGUCGUCGAUACCGAGCUCCCCGAUCAGCGAGCACGGCGGGCCGAUCCACGUGAAUGGGAUCAACGGCAAGGAGAAGAAGCUGCGAAACUGCUUCCCGUUGCCGCCCAGGCCCGACGACGCGUACUUUGCAGGCAGCGUGCACGAGGAGUACGAGGAGAUGACGAUGGUAGAGAUCAUGAACGGCAAGGGUACCACAUUCCCGGGCCUGCUGAACCUUGUAUACAUGUACCUGGAUACGCUUGACGUGGACGACGAGUCCCGUCGCCGGAUCGAAGAAUACCUCGAUUUGAUCCGCAGGAGGACCAACGGCUCGCUCCGGACGGCAGCGAGCUGGAUCCGAGAGUUCGUUCGGACGCACCCGGCGUACAAGUUCGACUCGGUGGUGUCACAGGAGAUCAAUUAUGAUCUCAUGGUCGCCAUAGAUGAAAUGUGAGUUUCGCGUGGUCGUGCCCGGCGUGUCGCAGGAGAAAGAGGUCGUGCUCGACCAAGCCAAUGCUGACGAGCCGUGCCUUCGUUUCGCAUGACAGAGAGCGCGGGUUGCGAAAGGCCCCGGACUUCCUUCCGGCCAACUGUCGGCCGCGGGAUUAGAUUUACUAGAAGCGCGAUACACAGAAACAGGAAGACAUACCGCUGGGAUAACAAGGACAGGAGCAGCAGUAAUUGGACCAAAUUUUGGAAGUAGAUGUCGCGGUUUGGAUUGUUUGGCGCGAUCAGUACGGGUUGAGGUUUGGUCAUAGGCAAGUCAUAGCAGUUACAAAGUCUGUAUCGUUAUGUUCUAUUUCUGGGCAUUCAGUGACCCUCGUUGCGCAAAGCGUGUAUUGAGGUAUGAAAUAUACAGUGAAAGUGUC
Dichomitus squalens LYAD-421 SS1 is the source of this 2504-nucleotide messenger RNA. Its product is annotated as glutamate-cysteine ligase catalytic subunit. NCBI's taxonomy places the organism in Eukaryota, Fungi, Basidiomycota, Agaricomycetes, Polyporales, Polyporaceae. The coding region runs from base 104 to 2089 and encodes 661 amino acids. The record is from RefSeq and is a predicted model, not a curated record. The transcript has 13 exons. Gene Ontology annotation, biological process: glutathione biosynthetic process. Gene Ontology annotation, cellular component: glutamate-cysteine ligase complex. Gene Ontology annotation, molecular function: glutamate-cysteine ligase activity.